Orycteropus afer afer is the source of this 1002-nucleotide messenger RNA. It is a transcript of the gene FAM50B, whose product is annotated as family with sequence similarity 50 member B. Gene Ontology annotation, biological process: chromatin organization. The transcript has a single exon. Gene Ontology annotation, cellular component: nucleus. The coding region runs from base 1 to 1002 and encodes 333 amino acids. NCBI's taxonomy places the organism in Eukaryota, Metazoa, Chordata, Mammalia, Tubulidentata, Orycteropodidae. The record is from RefSeq and is a predicted model, not a curated record.
AUGGCUCAGUACAAGGGCACGAUGCGGGAAGCAGGCCGCGCCUUGCACCUGAUCCGAAAGAGGCAGAAGCAGAGGGAGCAGAUGGAGGUGCUGAAGCAGCGCAUCGCAGAGGAGACCAUCUUCAAGUCAAAGGUAGACAAGAAAUUCUCGGCGCACUAUGAUGCUGUAGAAGCGGAGCUGAAGUUAAGCACUGUGGGUCUGGUGACUCUGAACGACAUGAAGGCCAAGCAGGAGGCCCUGCUGAAGGAACGGGAGAUGCAGGUGGCUAAGAAGGAGCAGCUGGAGGAGCGCAGGUUGCAUCUGGAGACCCUGCGUCAGAAGGCGCGCAAGCUGGAGCGGAAACGCAAGAUCUCCAGCCUCUCCUUCUCUCUGGAGGAGGUGGAGGAAGAGGAGAGCACAGGUGCGCAGGGGCCCGAGAGCGCGGUGGUGACCAAGAAGAGAAAGAAUCUGGGGAAGAAUCCCGAUGUGGACACGAGCUUCCUGCCAGACCGGGACCGCGAGGAGGAAGAGAAUCACCUGCGGGAGGUGCUGCGCAAAGAGUGGGAGGCCCAGCGCGAGAAGGUCAAGAGCGAGAUCAUUGAGAUCACUUUCAGCUACUGGGAUGGCUCAGGGCACCGACGUUCAGUGAGCAUGAACAAAGGCAGCACGGUGCAGCAAUUCCUUAAGAAGGCCCUGCAGGGCUUGCGCAAGGACUUUAGGGAGCUGCGGGUCGCUGGUGUGGAACAGCUCAUGUUCAUCAAGGAGGACCUGAUCCUGCCCCACUACCACACCUUCUACGACUUCAUCAUCACCAAGGCACGUGGUAAGAGCGGACCACUCUUUAACUUCGACGUGCAUGACGACGUGAGGCUACUAAGCGAUGCCACUAUGGAGAAGGAUGAGUCACACGCAGGCAAGGUGGUGCUGCGCAGCUGGUACGAAAAGAACAAACACAUCUUCCCAGCCAGCCGCUGGGAGCCCUAUGACCCGGAGAAGAAGUGGGACAAGUACACCAUACGAUGA